Messenger RNA from Lachancea lanzarotensis, 651 nucleotides. It is a transcript of the gene NCE103, whose product is annotated as LALA0S03e00650g1_1. Gene Ontology annotation, biological process: cellular response to carbon dioxide; cellular response to oxidative stress; carbon utilization. Lineage: Eukaryota; Fungi; Ascomycota; Saccharomycetes; Saccharomycetales; Saccharomycetaceae. Bases 1 to 651 code for a protein of 216 amino acids. The record is from RefSeq and is a predicted model, not a curated record. The transcript has a single exon. Gene Ontology annotation, cellular component: cytoplasm. Gene Ontology annotation, molecular function: carbonate dehydratase activity; zinc ion binding.
AUGUCUCCAGCAGCCACCAACAUCUUUACCCUGACGCACAACUCCAAGCUUCCUGAUCUCUUGGAUGCCAACCAGCAAUGGUGCCACGAAACCACCCAGCAACACCCAAGUCUGUUCCGGGACUUCAACGCCAACGGCCAAACUCCUCACACCUUAUUCAUCGGAUGCUCGGAUUCCCGCUACAACGAAAACUGUCUGGGAGUCAUCCCAGGUGAAGCCUUCACCUGGAAAAGCAUCGCCAAUAUUGUCCACGCAAAUGACCUGACCUGUCGUGCCACGCUAGAGUUCGCCAUCAACGUGCUCAAGGUCAACAAAGUGGUCAUCUGCGGCCACACGGAUUGUGGCGGCAUCAACACCUGUUUGGCCCACAAAAGAGCAGCGCUCGAAAACACCUCCAACAACCACCUGUUCCAGUAUCUACAGGAUCUGGACGAUCUGUACCAUGAAAACAAAGCCGGAUUGCUAGCUACAACCAACAACGUCAAGGUGCAGAGCAGAACGCUUUCGAAACUCAACGUUCAGAAACAGAUCAACAACCUACUGGCCAUUGACACAGUCCAGGAAGCUUUGGCCCGUUCCGAAAUCGAGGUAUACGGUCUUCUGUACGACGUGGCCACCGGUCUUGUUGAGCAGGUCUCAGAGAACAAGUAG